Messenger RNA from Daphnia pulex (common water flea), 769 nucleotides. RefSeq lists its product as uncharacterized. Gene Ontology annotation, cellular component: mitochondrial outer membrane. Gene Ontology annotation, molecular function: protein heterodimerization activity; protein homodimerization activity. Bases 130 to 738 code for a protein of 202 amino acids. The transcript has 5 exons. The record is from RefSeq and is a predicted model, not a curated record. Gene Ontology annotation, biological process: intrinsic apoptotic signaling pathway in response to DNA damage; regulation of apoptotic process; extrinsic apoptotic signaling pathway in absence of ligand. Lineage: Eukaryota; Metazoa; Arthropoda; Branchiopoda; Diplostraca; Daphniidae.
UUGGCUAAAACUCGCCAUCUACUGGUCACACUCAACACCAGCGUUCGUGUAGGUCGACGAUCUACUGUUUACGAUACGUAUGACGAUACGAUACUAGAUCUUUUAAUUUUUUUUAUAGUGUUACGAUAAAUGGCACGGAAAAUUUACGAUCCAAAUGAAGAUGAAAAUUCUACACCGUCCGAUUCUGAGCUGCAGAUUCAAAGCAGAGAGCUAUACACAAAUUUCGUCCGAGAAGAAAUUGAAUUACAAGGAUUACCAGUUCCAGAUGUUCCUGUACUUGAUAACAUUCAGUUCAGCAACCCUCUGUGGAUAUGCAAUGCCUCAAACUUGCGACAACUGGCUAAUGAGUUUUCUCAAUCACCACUUAGAAAUGAAGUUCGACUAAGAGCCCAAAGUGUUGAUUUGACUACCCUUAAUGGACAAAAUUUUAGUGAGAUGAUACAGGAGAUCUUCAGUGGGGGAACUUUAACAAGAGAAAGAGUCCUUGUGGUGUUUUUCUUUUGCUCAGAUGUCACCUUAUUUGCACUGCAAAACCACACCCUGAAUCUUUUCUCCAAGUUGAUUCAAUGGAGCACAGAUUACAUUACAGGAAGAUUUUCAAAUUUCAUCUCUAGUCAAGGAGGAUGGACAGCUGUUUUGAAUAAUUCUAUUAAUACUUUGCUGAAGGUGUCAGCAACAGCUGCAUGUUGUGUAGCAGUAGUGGCCAUGCUGGUAUUCAUUAGGAAUAACUGGAAAUAGCCAAGCAUGACAAUAAACAAUUGCUCAACUA